Protomyces lactucae-debilis is the source of this 633-nucleotide messenger RNA. RefSeq lists its product as uncharacterized. The transcript is spliced from 4 exons. The coding region runs from base 4 to 633 and encodes 209 amino acids. The record is from RefSeq and is a predicted model, not a curated record. Gene Ontology annotation, molecular function: hydrolase activity, hydrolyzing N-glycosyl compounds. Gene Ontology annotation, biological process: cytokinin biosynthetic process. NCBI's taxonomy places the organism in Eukaryota, Fungi, Ascomycota, Taphrinomycetes, Taphrinales, Protomycetaceae. Gene Ontology annotation, cellular component: cytosol.
ACCAUGACACAGGCAAAGCACUCUCUCUGUGUCUUCUGCGGCUCAUCCGCGGGCAAGUCAGACAAGUAUGCACAUGCAGCAAAACAACUCGCCCAGGAAAUGGCAGCGCGUUCAUGGGAUCUCGUCUACGGUGGCGGCACAACAGGUCUCAUGGGCGUCAUCGCUUCUGCUUGUAAAGAACAAGGCCGUCACGUCACAGGCAUCAUUCCGCGCGCCUUGACGCAACGCGAACGCAAUGCCAACAUCGAUAGCGAGCAGUUUGGCGAGACCAUUCUCGUGCAGGACAUGCAUACACGUAAGCGUAUGAUGGCUGAACGGAGUACGGCAUUUGUGAGUAUGCCUGGUGGCCUUGGCACGCUCGAGGAGCUAUUUGAGAUUGCGACUUGGUCGCAGCUCGGCAUUCACGAGCGAGCCGUUGUCCUCUUCAACGUCGAUGGAUUCUACGACGGACUCAUCGCCUUCUUGGAUAAAGCCGUCGCUGAGGGCUUCAUUGGUGAGACACAGCGGCACAUCAUUGUUGAAGCCAAAACGGCUGCAGAGGUGUGCACGGCCGUGGCAGAGUACAUUCCACCGAGCGGCCGGCUCAACUUGGACUGGAAGACAGUCAGUGCUGGUUAUAAGGCAGAAGCAUAA